Sinocyclocheilus grahami is the source of this 3129-nucleotide messenger RNA. RefSeq names its product seizure protein 6 homolog. The transcript is spliced from 15 exons. Gene Ontology annotation, cellular component: endoplasmic reticulum; neuronal cell body. Gene Ontology annotation, biological process: regulation of protein kinase C signaling; synapse maturation. Bases 1 to 2178 code for a protein of 725 amino acids. The record is from RefSeq and is a predicted model, not a curated record. NCBI's taxonomy places the organism in Eukaryota, Metazoa, Chordata, Actinopteri, Cypriniformes, Cyprinidae.
AUGGUGUCCACAGUUUUUGCUAAGAUCUUUGAUUUUUGCUGGAAGAAAGUAAACUUGUCCAAGGAGGAGUCACUUACCAUUCUGGAGCUGGGUGCGACAGCGCCUGAGCUUUUAGCCAAUGAGACGCUAAUGAGCAAAGGUCAGGUGAUUCGUAGCUCAACCAACCAAGUGCAGAUCCACUAUAAGAGCCUGAAGCAAGCCAAUCAUGGUGUUUUCAGCUUUCACUAUCAAGCGUUCCUCCUGUCCUGCUCAUUUCCCCUCUCCCCUGAGGGCGGUGGAGUGACCGUAACUGAUAUUCAUCCUGGAGGUCAGGCUCACUUCCAUUGUGAUCCUGGAUUUGAGGUCAGAGGUCAUGAGGUUGCAACCUGUUUGAAUUCCACCCGACCCAAAUGGAGCACCCCAGAACCCCAGUGUGUGGCUGUAUCUUGUGGAGGGUGGAUUAGAAAUGCUACUGUUGGACGCAUUCUGUCCCCAACCCUCCCCUCUGCAAGUAACCAUAGCAGCGGUAGCAACCUGAGCUGCCAUUGGCUGCUGGAAGCCAAGGAAAGCCACAGGCUCCACCUCCAUUUUGAGAGGGUGGCUCUUGAUGAAGACAAUGACAAGCUGAUUGUGCGUAGUGGGAAUAGCUCUAUAGCGCCGCUCCUCUUCGACUCGGAUCUGGAUGACGUUCCAGAACGAGGCUUCGUGAGUGAGGGAAUGUCUCUCUAUGUGGAGCUCACAGCAGAUUCUUCUUCCAUCCCACUGCUGCUGGCACUCCGCUAUGAGGCCUUUGAUGGGGAACACUGUUAUGAACCUUACCUGCCUCAUGGGAAUUUCAGCAGCAGUGACAUCACCUUCCCAUUGGGUACUAUAGUAACCUUCUCAUGCUCUCCUGGUUUCGUCAUGGAGCAAGGCUCAGGAGUUAUGGAGUGUGUUGACCCCAAUGACCCUCACUGGAAUGAGAGUGAACCUGUCUGCAGAGCUUUGUGUGGCGGGGAGCUCACAGACCCAGUGGGAACUGUGUUGUCACCUGACUGGCCACAGAGCUACUCUAAGGGGCAGGACUGUGUGUGGCAAAUACAUGUCAGCGAGGACAAGCGCAUUGAACUGGAUGUACAAAUUUUGAACAUCCGUCAUAACGACAUUCUCACUCUAUUUGAUGGCCAUGAUCUGACGUCACAUGUGAUUGGCCAGUACCUGGGCUCAAGAGAAAGGUUCAGGGCUGUAUCAGGAGGUUCAGAGGUCACAAUUCAGUUUCAGAGCGAUCCCGAUGACUCUACAUUUAUACUGAGCCAAGGCUUCCUCAUUCACUACAGAGAGGUGGAACCAAACGACACAUGUCCUGUCCUUCCACAAAUUGAGUUUGGCUGGAGCAGCUCCUCCCACCCGUCUCUGGUGAGAGGCAGUGUAUUAACCUAUCAGUGUCAGCCUGGUUAUGACAUUGUUGGCUCUGAUAUCAUCACCUGCCAGUGGGAUCUCUCCUGGAGCAACAAUCCGCCCACCUGUGUGAAAAUCCAGCAGUGCCCUGAUCCAGGAGAAGUAGUCAAUGGAGCACGCUCAGUACAUCCGGAGUCUGGUUUCGCUGUGGGAACAGUGGUACGCUUCACAUGUAACCAAGGUUAUCAGCUGGAAGGCCCGAACCAGAUCUCCUGCCAUGGCAGAGACACCGGCAUGCCCAAAUGGAGCGACCGCAGCCCAAAGUGUGUCUUAAAAUAUGAUCCAUGCCCAAACCCUGGCGUGCCUGACAAUGGUUACCAGACUCUGUACAAGCACAGUUACCAGGCAGGUGAGACACUGCGUUUCUUCUGCUAUGAGGGUUAUGAGCUCAUUGGGGAAGUCAUCAUCAACUGUGUCCCAGGACACCCCUCUCAGUGGAAUAGCCCACCACCCUUCUGUAAAGUGGCCUAUGAAGGGCUACUGGAUGAUCAUAAAUUGGAGGUUUCUCAGUCAUUAGAGGCCUCUCAUCAAAUGCUGAGUGAGAACAUUGCAUUGGCUAUUAUCCUGCCAAUCAUUCUGGUCAUCCUUCUUAUUGGUGGAAUCUACAUGUACUACACCAAUGUGUGUAGGUGGCAGUGGAAACCGUUGUUCUGGAAGUCUCUCUCUCACACCCACUCCUACAGUCCCAUAACGGUGGAGUCUGACUUUAACAACCCUCUCUAUGAGGCGGGGGACACACGAGAGUAUGAGGUGUCCAUCUGAGACAGGAGUCUGCAAAUGAAUCCAAAAUUUGGGUGACUGAAAAGGAAGGAUACUGUUAUUUGUCUCUCUUUGCAAGACAUUCAUUCGUUUUAUUCAAUUAAUUACAACACAUAAAUACCACUCUACACAGUCUCUCUCUCCUCCCUCGGUCGAUUCACUGAUGUAAGUACGUAUCAAGAGUUUAUGCAGUUGUCUGUGUAGUAUGUUAGCGUGUGUUUACAUGUGUGUGUAUGUUAUUGGCUGUAUAUGUACAUUAGAGUAAUGAAAUACUGAUAGUAACAACAAAAAAGUUGUAAGUACGUAUUGUUAGUAUGAUUUCCACAGUCAGGCAUGUUUUAUAACAGAGGGUUUGGUGCCUUAAGGACUGUAAAGUGAUGGAGUGAAAGAAAGAAAGAAAUUGAAUAGGGAGAGAGGAAGAGAGAGACUUUGACACAAGUGAGACAACGAUAAGUACACAAAUAUAUAUAUAUAUAUAUAUAUAUAUAUAUAUAUAUAUAAUCUGAAACAUGAAAACUAUACUCUCAUGUUCCCAUAUUUGUAUACAGACACAUGGCCACACAUUUACACAUACAUAUACAUGAUGACAAGAACAUAUUGAAUGUAAAUAUUUUGAUUGAAUAUUGAGUGUACAAACAGAUUCAGUGCCAAAAUACAUCCCAUAAUGUGACGUCACUUCACGUUUCACUAGUUGCCAUAGUAUUUCUCACAUUAUUAUGUAAAAUGAGGACAAUGCCAGCAUUUCAUAUUGUUCUUUGCUGUUUCUUAAGAAUCUAUUUCUCCUUGAUGUUGAAUGACCAUGUUUCAGAGGAGCAGAAUGUCCUCUUGAUUACGGCACGCAACGAUUGUAUAUUUUACCGCUUCAGCUUAGGAUUCAUGAUCAAUUAUACUUACUGUCAUUGUUAUCAGAGUUGAUGUUGUUGCAUAUGCACUAUGUUGAGGAAAAUAUAUACA